This is a messenger RNA of Lasiosphaeria miniovina, 3468 nucleotides long. RefSeq lists its product as uncharacterized. The coding region runs from base 1 to 3468 and encodes 1155 amino acids. Lineage: Eukaryota; Fungi; Ascomycota; Sordariomycetes; Sordariales; Lasiosphaeriaceae. Gene Ontology annotation, molecular function: DNA binding; ribonucleoside binding. Gene Ontology annotation, cellular component: RNA polymerase III complex. Gene Ontology annotation, biological process: DNA-templated transcription. The transcript has 2 exons. The record is from RefSeq and is a predicted model, not a curated record.
AUGGUGGCCAUUGACGACGGCUUCGAGGCCCUCUUGGAGCCCUUCUAUAAUGGGAAGAAGCUUACAGAUCCCAUCUCAACCCCAGAGGACAAAUACCAGCUGCUGCCGGCGUUCCUCAAGGUCAAAGGUCUGGUCAAGCAGCACAUCGACUCGUACAACUUCUUUAUCAAUCAAGAGCUCAAGGAGAUUGUCAAAGCCAAUCGCCUCAUCAAGAGCGACCAAGAGGAGAACUUUUGGCUCGAAUUUACCGACAUCCGCGUCGGCACCCCAUCCCGCAAUGACUUCAGCGACAUCAAGACGCGCAACGAUGUCACCCCCAUGGAGUGCCGCCUCCGCGACCUGACAUACGCCGCCCCCGUCGUCGUCGACAUCACCUAUUCCCGCGACCGCAAGAAGAUCAUACGCAAGGACAUCCAGUUGUGCCGCAUCCCCGUCAUGCUCAAGAGCGCAAAGUGCUACCUCAAUAGCGCCACCAAUGCCCAGAUGGAAAUCAUGAACGAGUGCCCGCUCGACCCUGGCGGCUACUUCAUUAUCGGCGGUACCGAAAAGGUCAUCCUCAUCCAGGAACAGCUCAGCAAGAAUCGCGUCAUCGUUGAGGCAGACGAGAAGACAGGCGGCGUCUCGGCUUCCGUCACUAGUUCUACCCAUGAGCGCAAGUCCAAGACAUAUGUCGUGCUCAAGAAGGAGCGUAUCAUGCUGCAGCACAACGUCCUUGUUGAAGCCAUCCCUAUCGUUAUUGUUCUCAAGGCUCUAGGCGGUAUGUCUGACUACGAGAUUCUGAAGCUGGUAGCGGGCGAGAACGCGCGAUACCAAGACGACUUCCUCAUCAACUUCGAGGAGGCGGCAAAAGCUGGUGUCCACACUCAGCAGCAAGCCCUGGAAUUCAUCGGCGUCAGAGUCAAGAUGGGCGGUCCCAAGAACAAGCCGUUUUCCAUGUCGGCCCGGCGGAGCCCUGUCGAGGAAGGUCUGGACGCUCUCGCCAAUAUCAUCAUUGCCCAUGUCACCAUCCAAGGCCUUGACUUCUACCCCAAGGCCAUCUACAUCGCCAUGAUGGUGCGCCGUGUAUUGAUGGCUGCGCAGAAUCCAAAGCUUGUCGAUGAUCGUGACUUUGUCGGAAAUAAGCGGCUAGAACUGGCUGGGCAGCUUCUGUCGCUUCUGUUUGAGGACUUGUUCAAGAUGUUUGUCAACAGUCUGAAAGGCAACAUGGAGCAUUUCUUCAAGAAGCCCAAUAGAACUUCCACCUACGAUCCUGUCGGCCCCAUCAGCAGUCAGGGAAAUUACAUCACUAUGGGCCUGAACCGGGCUAUCCAGAGCGGCAACUGGACCGUGAAGCGUUUCAAUAUGAACCGCGCUGGUGUUACCCAUGUUCUGAGCCGGCUCAGCUACAUCGCCGCUCUGGGUAUGAUGACUCGUAUCAGCAGUCAGUUCGAAAAGACGCGGAAAGUCAGUGGGCCUAGAGCCCUACAGCCCUCACAAUGGGGCAUGCUGUGUACCUCUGAUACGCCCGAAGGAGAGGCCUGUGGUCUGGUGAAGAACUUGGCUUUGAUGACCCACAUCACCACAAACGUUGAGGAGGAGCCAGUCAAGAACUGGAUAUUCAGUGUCGACGCUGGCGUCGAGCCAGUCCGAAAGUUCACCGGAGCGGAAAUACACAGCCCCGGCUCCUACAUUAUACACCUUAAUGGCACGCCGUAUGCCUUGACUCGGUACCCGAAACGGUUUGCCCGCAAGUUCAGGACCAUGCGUAGGCGUGGCUACAUAUCCCCCUUUGUCAGCAUCAACCUCAACGAACACUUCGCUGCAGUGCAUAUUGCGACAGAUGAGGGGCGCAUCUGCCGGCCAUACAUUAUUGUCAAGAACGGCAAGUCCAAGUUGAAGGCGGAACACUUGAAACUCCUGCAACUUGGAAAGGCGGGGUUUGACGACUUCCUAACUCACGGCGUUGUCGAGUACCUCGACGUCAAUGAGGAACAAGACACCCUCAUAGCGCUAUACGAGAAGGACAUUACCCUGAGCACGACCCAUCUAGAGAUUGAGCCGUUUACCAUCCUCGGCGCGGUUGCGGGGCUCAUUCCGUUCCCCCACCACAACCAAUCGCCCCGUAAUACCUACCAAUGUGCUAUGGGUAAGCAAGCUGUCGGAGCCAUCGCGUACAACCAGUUCAAUAGAAUCGACACCCUUCUCUACACUCUUGUAUACCCUCAGCGGCCCAUGGUCAUCACCAAGACGAUCCAACUUGUCCAUUACGACAAACUUCCAGCAGGACAAAACGCAACCGUUGCCGUCAUGUCCUACUCGGGCUAUGAUAUUGAAGACGCCCUCGUCUUGAACAAGGCAUCUUGCGAUAGAGGGUUCGGACGCUGCCAAGUUUUCCGCAAGUAUACGGCUGAGCUCCAGAAAUACCCCAAUGGACGUCGAGAUAGGAUGGGCGGCAGGGAUAACUCGGAUGAUGGUCAAAUCAUAUCCAAACAUGCCGCUCUAGACGAUGAUGGUCUCGCCAUUGUAGGCUAUCGGGUCCAGUCUGGUGAAACCAUGAUUAAAAAGGAGACACCUUUGGAUCAAGCGUCUACUGGUAUCGGCACCGACCGUGGGCCUGAUGAAUUCCGCGACGCCUCAGUUAACUACCGCAUCUCGGAUCCGGCCUACAUUGACAAGGUCCUCAUUACCAACAAUGAAAAGGACUCGGCCAUAGUGAAGGUCCAGACAAGGCAAACGCGUCGACCGGAGCUGGGUGACAAAUUCUCGUCUCGUCACGGGCAGAAAGGCGUGGUUGGUAUUAUUGUCGAUCAAGAAGACUUGCCUUUCUCGGACAUGGGUGUUGUCCCUGAUAUUAUAAUGAAUCCCCAUGGUUUUCCCUCCCGAAUGACGGUCGGCAAGCUAUUUGAGUGCCUCACUGGCAAGGCGUCCAUCAUCCAUGGUCGCCCGGAAUACGGCUUUGGCGAUGCCUUCAGGUCCCACCCGGCCGAGUCCAUGGGCCAGGUUCUUAUCGACCACGGGUUUUCGUGGCAGGGCAAGGACUACUUCACCUCUGGUAUCACGGGAGAGCCUCACUUGGCUUACAUCUACAACGGCCCCAUCUACUACCAGCGGCUCAAGCACAUGGUGCAGGACAAGAUGCACUCGCGAUCCCGCGGCCCACGCGCCAUCCUGACGCGCCAGCCGACAGAAGGUCGUUCGCGAGACGGUGGUCUCCGUCUCGGUGAAAUGGAGCGCGAUUGUCUCAUUGCCUAUGGCGCCUCGCAGCUCCUGCUGGAGCGCCUGAUGAUAAGCUCUGACGGCACCGAGGUCGACAUCUGCCAGCAAUGCGGCCUGUUCGGGUACAAGGGGUACUGCCAGACAUGCAAGAGCACCAGCCAGGUGACGCAGAUGACGAUGCCCUACGCCGCCAAGCUUCUCGUGCAGGAGCUUAUCAGCAUGAACGUGGGCGUCAGGCUGCAGCUGGAGGACGAGUUCCCGCAUCCUAAGUGA